Messenger RNA from Myripristis murdjan (pinecone soldierfish), 3833 nucleotides. Its product is annotated as androgen receptor-like. Lineage: Eukaryota; Metazoa; Chordata; Actinopteri; Holocentriformes; Holocentridae. The record is from RefSeq and is a predicted model, not a curated record. The transcript has 9 exons. Bases 369 to 2483 code for a protein of 704 amino acids. Gene Ontology annotation, biological process: regulation of DNA-templated transcription. Gene Ontology annotation, molecular function: DNA-binding transcription factor activity; zinc ion binding; sequence-specific DNA binding.
GGGCGCGGCGCUUGGAUUGCAAUUGAGAUAUUAAGUGACAUUUCGGGGCUGUUGUCAGGAGUAUAGCUUACACGGCUCGGCAUGCCAACAGUUGCGGCGCUGUUGCAAAACUGCCACCGAAAACGGGUUUUGAAAGUGAGCCGGAGUUUGAGAGAGGUCACAUUGAACUUGUGCAUGGAGUGAGCAGAGGACCGGAAAGUUCAGCAGUCCACUCACAGAAGACGCCCCUUCCUCGACACAAACUCGCUUUUACGCCACAGAGUAACAAGACGAAAUAGCCUACGGCCGGAGUCUCGUUUGACCAACAGGUCGCCGCUGGCAGGGUGUUAACCGUGCAACAAAAAUUACUGAAACUGUAACGUCGCAAGAUGUCUGUCAGCGCGAGCGCAUCCGGACUAGAUGAGACUCCAAACUGUUCAAUACUUAAUGAACCUGACCGGCAAGGUGUCGGGGACACAUGCGCGUGUCCGACCACCACCGAGCUGUGCAACGCGGUGUCGGUAUCCUUGGGCUUGGAUUCAGAGUCCUCUCAGCACAACAUAAAUCAGUGCUUCAGCGGCUCCUAUUCAGAGUGCGUCCACACUCUGGAAAACACUCCCCCUGAAGCGCCCGAGUCAGAAGCGCCUGCAAGCAUGACCUCAGGAGUGACCAGGCACUUACCAAGUGAAGAAACCCCAAAAGGAGAAGAAGCUGUCAAGGUGUGUCAUGACUUCUAUCAGGUGAGCUGCAUGGACCUGCUCCGGUCGAGCGAAGUGGACGGCGUACGGAACGUGACGCACAGCCCGGCGGCUGUAGCCCGACACGUUUGCAAGGACCCCAACUUGUUUUUGAAUUCUGUGGAAAGGCGGCCCGUGCCCUCUCAGAUGGACGAGAUCCUACCCUUUAAGCCGUACUCUACAUAUUCUGCAGAUCCGGCACUUUUCAAAGAUACGGCGGGUGUAUGGUGCGUCAGUGAGCGCAUAUACAGCAGCCGCGCAGAGACAGAGAAAGGUGGAUCCGACGGACGCAAUUUGUUUGGUAAAUACUGCAAUGACAGACAAGCCUCACUUGGAUCCAGGCAGCAGUGCUACUGUGCUUCUCACAGCGACAGCCAGGACGCUGGAAAAGGUGCGAUGCGCGUGGGAAUGGCACAAAGCUAUGGCCAAGUGGAAAGUUACACCAGUGCCUUUCCUCAAACACACACCACUUAUUCCACUAUCAAGACCGAACCUGCCGGUUGGGAGCACUAUGCGGACGUGAGUUUCAGGUAUGGGAGUUUGUUUCCAGGUAUGAGUAUGUACCUGUCUGACCGGAGAGUGUGUCAGGUGUGUGGUGACGAUGCUUCAGGUUGUCACUAUGGAGCAGUCACCUGUGGCAGCUGCAAGGUAUUCUUCAAGAGGGCUGCUGCAGGUAAGCAGAACCACCUGUGUGCCAGCCGAAAUGACUGCACCAUCGAUAAGCUGAGGCGGAAGAACUGUGCCUCAUGUCGUUUAAAGAGGUGCUUCUUGUCCGGGAUGAGUCUCAAAGGUCGUAGGCUGAAGGGAGCCAGUCAGACGAGGAACGGAGAGGAGGAGCAGUCGCAGGCCCAGUGGAGACAUGGAGAAAGAGGAGAGGGGGCUGCGAACAAAGAUGGUAUCUUGGAACAAGGGAAUACAGCUGUUGAGGCUCAGGCUUCUCACUCUGAAGUGUCUCUGGCUGAAGCAUCGUCCCAGGCCCUGGCUCAAGGUCCUGCCCCAAGCCUGCGUUCCUGCCAGUCCCUGCUCACUGUUCUGCAGGCCAUCGAACCAACCGUGGUCAACGCAGGACAUGACCCCGCGCAGCCGGAUAGCUCUGCAUCCUUACUUACCAGCCUCAAUGAGCUAGGAGAGAGACAACUGGUCAAUGUGGUGCGCUGGGCCAAGGCGAUACCAGGUUUCCGUGACCUCCAUGUGGAUGAUCAGAUGUCAGUGAUUCAGUCAUCAUGGAUGGGAGUGAUGGUGUUUGCUCUGGGCUGGAGGUCCUACACCCUCACAAACAGCUCCAUGCUGUACUUCGCUCCAGACCUGGUAUUCAAUGACCAGAGGAUGCAAGUGUCCAGUAUGUAUGAUCACUGUGUGCGGAUGAAGCUGUUGUCCCAACGGUUCUGCGUGCUACAAGUUACCCAGGACGAGUUCCUCUGCAUGAAGGCCCUGCUCCUCUUCAGCAUCUUGCCAGUGGAGGGCCUGAAGAGCCAGCGAUGUUUUGAUGAGCUGCGGACCUCCUACAUAAAGGAGUUGGACCGCUUGGUUAGCCACCACGGAGAGACCACCCGCACACAGAGACUGUUUCAGCUCACACAGCUGCUGGACUACCUGCAGCCGAUUGUAAGGAAGCUACACCAGUUCACUUACGAUCUGUUCAUCCAAGCUCAGUCCCUGCAGACACGUGUCAGCUUCCCGGAGAUGAUCUCAGAGAUUGUGAGCGUAUAUGUGCCCAAGAUCCUCACAGGCAUGGUCAAGCCCAUCCUUUUCCACAAAAGAAACUAGAGCACAUCUCAUAUAUCACUUGAGCUCCUACACCCAAACCUUUGACCACUUUUGGUCGGUUGGUGGGGUUAAGUUCCAGUUUAGCUACAGGGUUUCACUGGUGUCUACGGCGGCAAUUGGUGGAUAUUUAGACAGGGGAAUACACUUUGACAAUCUAUCAGAUACACUCAAACUUCUUACUGCCUAUUCACUAUCAAAACUGAGCUGCUUACAUGUUUUAAAAGGUAUAGUGUUCUUUAGUAGAGCUUUUUCUGUCAUGCAUUUUCCUGCAUGGGCUCAUGAAUGGUCAGUGUAUUGGCAAAACAGAUUUUUUUUUUUUUUUUUUUUUUUUUUUUCAGCACAGUCAAUUAUGAUAAUUCAGUCUGAUGAGGUUAUUACCUCCUGAGAGGUAAGACAAUAGACACAGAAACACCAAUUACAAUAAUAAUCAAUAAUAAAAAUAUAGUUCACGUCAUCACACUGAUAGUUCAUGAACAGUGGCAGAAUGCAUGCUAAAAAGUAAGUGUAACACCGUAAUGAAAUAUAUGCAGAGAUUUUUGAGGGCUGUCAACAACCAUACAAAAUUCUUAGUUGACUAAUAUUCAUAGGAGUUUGUCGACUAAAUGAAUAGAGGAGUUAAUCAACAAGUCUGUAAAAUUGAUUUACCUGUCUUCUUACAACUGUUUGCAUUCAUGUUAAGUGAUCUGUGAAUUUGUAGUGUGCACCAGAAAUGCAUAUUCUGAAUAUUGUUGUGAUACCAAAGAUGUUUUUGUAAUUUUGGAGGACAUAUCUCAUAUAACAGGAAAAAAAAACAUAAAAAAUGAAUUAACAAAAAAUAAUUCCUCAAGACCCAAAUAAGACCCCAGUAACUUAUUAGUUAUUAACACAAGGGGCAAUGGGUAACAAUAUUUUUCUUUCCUUUUGUAUUGUUUGCUUGUUUUUGAGUGUAAUACUUUGAUCUGAGAUGUUUUUUCCCUGAAGGGACAUUUCACACUGUUGUAAUUUUUCUACCGUUGUACUUUUGCUAAAAGUGUUAUUUACAAGUGCUAUACUCUGUAUCAUCAUGCAUUCAUUGAAGCUGCAGCUAAACUCUGACAAAGCGAUGUUUUUGCCAAAGCACUGAGCAAAGCUCUGAGAGCAGUUUUUUGCUAUGUUUUUGUCCAGCUAAGAGACUGCCCAAUUGUCACAACAUAUCGAGCUUUAUGUUUAACAGAAAGUGAAGCUUGAGUUUACAUUUGUCUGUAAAUAAUGGAAAGCAGAGUGAAAUGAAAUGCACACAAUAUAUUGCAUUAUUUUCCACUUGGUUCAAAUCUCCUUAAGGUGUGAUCUCUUGAAUUGCUUGCCAAUGAUAAUACAGUCAUGUCCCUGGUC